AUGUCCCAGCUGGUGGAAUGCGUCCCCAACUUUUCGGAGGGGAGGAACCAGGAGGUGAUCGAGGCCAUCUCUGGAGCCAUUACACAGACCCCCGGCUGCGUGCUGCUGGAUGUGGACGCAGGCCCCUCCACCAACCGCACCGUGUACACCUUCGUGGGGCCGCCGGACUGCGUGGUGGAGGGGGCCCUCAACGCCGCCCGGGCAGCCUCCCAGCUGAUCGACAUGAGCAGGCACCAAGGGGAGCACCCCCGCAUGGGGGCCCUGGACGUCUGCCCCUUCAUUCCCGUGAGGGGCGUCAGCAUGGACGAGUGUGUGCUCUGUGCCCAGGCCUUUGGCCAGCGGCUGGCAGAGGAGCUGGACGUGCCAGUGUACCUGUAUGGUGAGGCUGCCAGGACGGACAGUCGCCGGACCCUGCCGGCCAUCCGGGCCGGGGAGUACGAGGCCCUCCCUAAGAAGCUCCAGCAGGCCGAGUGGGCACCUGACUUUGGCCCCAGCUCCUUUGUCCCCAGCUGGGGGGCCACGGCCACGGGGGCGAGGAAGUUCCUCAUCGCUUUCAACAUCAACCUACUCAGCACGAAGGAGCAAGCCCACCGCAUCGCGCUCAACCUGCGGGAGCAGGGCCGCGGGAAGGACCAGCCAGGACGUCUGAAGAAGGUUCAGGGCAUCGGCUGGUACCUGGACGAGAAGAACCUGGCUCAGGUGUCCACCAAUCUCCUGGACUUUGAGGUCACGGCGCUGCACACGGUCUACGAGGAGACCUGCCGAGAAGCACAGGAGCUGAGCCUCCCGGUGGUGGGCUCACAGCUGGUGGGCCUGGUGCCCCUGAAGGCUCUGCUGGAUGCGGCCGCCUUCUACUGCGAGAAGGAGAACCUCUUCAUCCUGGAGGAGGAGCAGCGGAUCAGGCUGGUGGUGAGUCGGCUGGGCCUGGACUCCCUGUGUCCCUUCAGCCCUAAGGAGCGGAUCAUCGAGGAGACCGUGCACACUGCAAGGUCUGGCUGUGAGAGGGUGUUCGUAGUACGAGUCACAGCGUGGGGAUGGCUGUCCCUGCUCCGCCUGCAACUGUUGCAGACCCUCGUGCAGAGGACAGCCCGGGAGAGGGGCCGCAGACCCUCGUGCAGAGGACAGCCCGGGAGAGGGGCCGCAGACCCUCGUGCAGAGGACAGCCCGGGAGAGGGGCUGCAGCCAGGAGGCCUGGUCCGGAUAACGCGCCAGCCAGAAGCAAUGAGGCUGCCCAAGAACACACCUGAGGAAAAGGACAGGCGCACGGCAGCCCUGCAGGAGGGGCUGAGGCGGGCAGUCUCUGUACCGCUGACGCUGGCGGAGACGGUGGCCUCGUUAUGGCCGGCGCUGCAGGAACUGGCCCAGUGUGGGAACCUGGCCUGCCGGUCAGACCUCCAGGUGGCGGCCAAAGCCCUGGAGACGGGUGUGUUUGGCGCGUAUUUCAACGUGCUCAUCAACCUGAAGGAUAUCACAGACGAGGCAUUUAAGGACCAGAUCCACCAUCGCAUCUCCAGCCUCCUGCAGGAAGCCAAGACCCAGGCUGCACUGGUGCUGGACUGCCUGGAGACCCGGCAGGAGUGAUGGUGCCGGAGGCCUCUCCGGGCUCUGUGGCCCCCCCCUCGCCCAUCCCCAGAGGGCAGAGCUGUGACCUGGGUCGGGACACAGUUUGUUCGUGUGGGGCCCGGAGGAUAGGUGGGUGGGCAGGGGGGCAUCUCCCGGGAAUGGAGGUGCUGGUAGGAACAGGAGACCCCUUAGUCCCAUGUGCCCUCUAGUAAAGUCUUAGCGCCAAA
Messenger RNA from Mandrillus leucophaeus (drill), 1790 nucleotides. RefSeq names its product formimidoyltransferase cyclodeaminase (gene FTCD). Gene Ontology annotation, molecular function: folic acid binding; transferase activity. The transcript has 13 exons. Lineage: Eukaryota; Metazoa; Chordata; Mammalia; Primates; Cercopithecidae. Bases 1 to 1581 code for a protein of 526 amino acids. The record is from RefSeq and is a predicted model, not a curated record.